Molecule: messenger RNA, 3750 nt
Organism: Pipistrellus nathusii (Nathusius's pipistrelle)
Lineage: Eukaryota; Metazoa; Chordata; Mammalia; Chiroptera; Vespertilionidae
Source: the annotation of a GenBank genome assembly
AUGGCCGCCGCCGCCACCGAGGAGCCCUUCCCCUUCCACGGCCUGCUGCCCAAGAAAGAGACCGGGGCCGCCUCCUUCCUCUGCCGCUACCCGGAGUAUGACGGGCGCGGGGUGCUCAUCGCCGUCCUGGACACGGGGGUUGACCCCGGGGCCCCGGGAAUGCAGGUUACAUCUGAUGGAAAACCAAAACUUGUUGAUAUCAUUGACACAACAGGAAGUGGUGAUGUGAAUACUGCUACAGUAGUAGAGCCAAAAGAUGGUGAAAUUAUUGGCCUUUCAGGAAGAGUGCUUCAGAUUCCUGCAAGCUGGACGAAUCCGUCAGGCAGAUAUCAUAUUGGCAUAAAAAAUGGCUACGACUUCUAUCCAAAGGCUCUCAAGGAAAGAAUACAGAAAGAACGGAAGGAAAAAAUCUGGGACCCUGUUCACAGAAUGGCCCUGGCAGAAGCUUGUAGAAAACAAGAAGAGUUUGAUGUUGCCAACAAUUCCUCUUCUCAAGUAAAUAAACUAAUCAAAGAGGAGCUUCAAAGUCAAGUGGAAUUGCUAAAUUCUUUUGAGAAAAAAUAUAGUGAUCCUGGCCCUGUAUAUGACUGCUUGGUAUGGCACGAUGGUGAAGUCUGGAGAGCCUGCAUUGAUUCGAAUGAAGACGGGGACUUGAGUAAAGCUACUGUAUUAAGAAACUACAAAGAAGCCCAAGAAUAUAGCUCUUUUGGCACAGCUGAGAUGUUGAAUUACUCCGUUAAUAUAUAUGAUGAUGGAAACCUGCUCUCUAUUGUGACCAGUGGAGGAGCUCACGGAACCCACGUAGCGAGUAUAGCUGCUGGACAUUUUCCAGACGAACCUGAACGGAACGGUGUGGCUCCUGGUGCCCAAAUUCUUUCAAUCAAAAUCGGUGAUACAAGACUGAGCACAAUGGAAACGGGCACCGGCCUUAUAAGAGCUAUGAUAGAAGUUAUAAACCAUAAGUGUGAUCUUGUCAACUAUAGCUAUGGAGAAGCAACUCACUGGCCAAAUUCUGGGAGGAUUUGUGAAGUCAUUAAUGAAGCAGUAUGGAAGCAUAACAUAAUUUAUAUUUCCAGUGCUGGAAACAAUGGCCCAUGCCUUUCUACAGUUGGUUGUCCUGGUGGAACUACAUCAAGUGUAAUAGGUGUUGGUGCUUAUGUUUCACCUGAUAUGAUGGUUGCUGAAUAUUCUCUGAGAGAGAAAUUACCUGCCAAUCAAUAUACAUGGUCUUCUAGAGGGCCCAGUGCUGAUGGGGCCCUUGGAGUGAGUAUAAGUGCACCAGGAGGAGCCAUUGCUUCUGUUCCUAACUGGACAUUGAGAGGAACUCAGCUAAUGAAUGGGACAUCUAUGUCUUCUCCCAAUGCAUGUGGAGGUAUCGCCCUGAUACUUUCGGGUCUGAAAGCUAAUAAUGUUAACUACACAGUUCAUUCAGUCAGAAGAGCUCUAGAAAACACUGCAGUGAAGGCUGACAAUAUAGAAGUAUUUGCCCAAGGACAUGGCAUUAUUCAGGUUGAUAAAGCCUAUGACUACCUCAUUCAGAAUACAUCAUUUGCUAAUAAAUUAGGUUUCACUGUUACCGUUGGAAAUAACCGUGGCAUCUACCUCAGAGAUCCUGUGCAGGUGAUGGCACCUUCAGAUCAUGGUGUUGGCAUUGAACCUGUAUUUCCAGAAAAUACUGAAAACUCUGAAAAAAUAUCUCUUCAGCUUCAUUUAGCUUUAACUUCAAACUCAUCUUGGGUUCAGUGUCCUAGCCAUUUGGAACUCAUGAAUCAAUGUAGACAUAUAAACAUACGUGUGGAUCCCCGGGGUUUAAGAGAAGGAUUACAUUAUACAGAGGUAUGUGGCUAUGAUAUAGCAUCCCCUACUGCAGGUCCUCUGUUCAGAGUUCCAGUCACCGCAGUUAUAGCAGCAAAAGUAAAUGAAUCAUCGCACUAUGAUCUAGCCUUUACAGAUGUACAUUUUAAACCUGGUCAAAUUCGAAGGCAUUUUAUUGAGGUUCCUGAGGGUGCAACAUGGGCUGAAGUUACAGUUUGUUCUUGUUCUUCUGAGGUGUUGGCCAAGUUUGUUCUUCAUGCAGUACAACUUGUGAAGCAAAGAGCAUAUCGAAGCCAUGAAUUCUAUAAGUUUUGUUCCCUUCCAGAAAAAGGAACACUGACUGAAGCUUUUCCUGUCUUAGGUGGGAAAGCAAUUGAAUUUUGCAUUGCCCGUUGGUGGGCUAGUCUUAGUGAUGUCAAUAUUGAUUACACCAUUUCUUUCCAUGGAAUAGUGUGUACCGCUCCUCAGUUAAACAUUCAUGCAUCAGAAGGAAUCAACCGUUUUGAUGUUCAGUCCUCCUUGAAAUAUGAAGAUCUGGCUCCCUGCAUAACUUUGAAGAGCUGGGUCCAAACACUACGCCCACAGAGUGCAAAAACAAAACCUUUAGGAUCAAGAGAUGUUUUGCCAAAUAAUCGUCAACUUUAUGAAAUGAUCCUUACCUAUAACUUUCAUCAACCCAAAAGUGGGGAAGUAACUCCAAGCUGCCCACUACUUUGUGAAUUAUUAUAUGAAUCAGAAUUUGACAGCCAACUGUGGAUCAUCUUUGAUCAGAAUAAAAGACAGAUGGGUUCAGGCGAUGCCUAUCCACAUCAGUAUUCGAUGAAACUGGAGAAAGGAGAUUAUACAAUUCGUCUACAGAUUCGUCAUGAGCAAAUCAGUGAUUUGGAACGUCUUAAAGAUCUUCCAUUUAUUGUUUCUCAUAGGUUGUCUAAUACCUUGAGCUUAGAUAUUCAUGAAAAUCAUAGCCUUGCACUUCUAGGAAAAAAGAAAUCAAGUAAUUUGACACUACCACCCAAAUAUAACCAGCCAUUCUUUGUUACUUCCUUACCUGAUGACAAAAUACCUAAAGGGGCAGGACCUGGAUGCUACCUUGCAGGAACCUUAACAUUGUCAAAGACUGAUCUUGGAAAGAAAGCGGAUGUAAUCCCUGUUCAUUACUAUCUAAUAACUCCACCAACAAAAGCUAAGAAUGGCAGCAAAGAUAAAGAAAAAGAUUUAGAAAAAGACAAAGAUUUCAAAGAAGAGUUUUCUGAAGCAUUACGAGAUCUUAAAAUUCAGUGGAUGACAAAGCUGGAUUCUAGCGACAUUUUUAAUGAGUUGAAAGAAACAUAUCCUACUUAUCUUCCUCUGUAUGUUGCACGACUUCAUCAGUUGGAUUCUGAAAAGGAACGAAUGAAAAGACUUAAUGAAAUUGUUGAAGCUGCAAAUGCUGUUAUUUCUCAUAUAGAUCAAACGGCCCUAGCAGUUUAUAUUGCUAUGAAGACUGAUCCCAGGCCUGAUGCAGCUACUAUAAAAAAUGAUAUGGACAAACAAAAAUCCACCCUCGUAGAUGCCCUGUGUAGAAAAGGAUGUGCCCUAGCUGACCUGCUUCUUCAAGCACAGGAUCAAGAUGGGGCUGUUUCAAAUGAUGCGGAAGGAAGAGAAGAAGAAGGUGAAAGUACUUUGGAUUCUCUGACGGAAACUUUUUGGGAAACUACAAAAUGGACUGAUCUUUUUGACAAUAAGGUGUUGACAUUUGCAUACAAGCAUGCAUUAGUAAAUAAAAUGUAUGGGAGAGGCCUUAAAUUUGCAACUAAACUUGCGGAAGAAAAACCAACAAAAGAAAACUGGAAAAAUUGUAUUCAACUGAUGAAGUUACUUGGAUGGACUCAUUGUGCAUCUUUUACUGAAAACUGGCUCCCCAUCAUGUAUCCUCCUGAUUAUUGUGUAUUCUAA